UCUGGAGGGUCCCACUAUCCAUAUAAAUGUCCACUCUUUUUUUUUUUUUGAAUCCUGCUAAACAAUUGGCCUUGGUGCUGUCUUGUAGCAUGGAGUUCCACAAACUAGCUGUGCACUGGUAGAAAAGUAUUUCCUCUCAGCCAUUUCAGAUGUGCUGUCCUUCAGUUGGAUAUGUCUGUGUUGAGGGCGCCGAGCGUGCUGUGGGGCGGGGUGUAAAUAAAUCUAAAUAAAUAGCAGAGCAGCAGAAGUAUCUCCAAGGCCUGUUUUUUGUUUUGUUUUGUUUUUUAAGCUCACACUGAUCCCAACAUGUGUUUUGGGGCUUGGGGAGAUAAGGCAUGAAAAUGGAGACGCAAGCACUCUCUCUAUCUGGCGUUGUUUUGGUUGGCAGCGGGAAUGGCAUGUCGAACGAAGACAGCAGGAGGAGGAGAUUUACUGAAAUAAGACAGAAAGGCCCACAAGAGGAAGGAGUGAUUUCAUGUUGGACACUAGCUAGACCAUUCACUGGAGCUCUCCCUGCCCUGGGCUUUGGACUACAUUCAGCCAGCCAGCCAGAGGGGAGUAUCCAGCCCGAGCAAACCAACUCGUCCCAUCACGUCCUGCUGAGAACCGCAUGGCUGUUCACUCACGUCAGGUGUUCAAGCUUUUCAUCACACCCACGAGGCCUAGAACGACAAUGGAAGCUGUGUGUAGCUGGCAUGAAGUGACUGUGAUGUGCCUACUGCUGCUCUCGGCUCUCUGGCUGCCUGGCGGUGAGAGCUACAAUACUGAUCUGAAGAAGCCCCGUCGCCGAAUGGAAGAGGCUGCCCUCCGUCCCAAGAGAAGCCCGAGAUUCUGCUUUCCGAACCCAUGUAAGCACCAGGGAGUCUGCCGGGUAGUUGAGGAGAAGCCAAACUGUACCUGCAAGGCUGGUUUCACUGGGACAUUCUGCCAAGAUGUGGUGCUGAAACUGCAGUGUGAGGAAGAUCACAUGAAGAUGAUGGUGAGAAAGGAAGCGUUCGAAGUGUUGAAAAUCCCCUUGGCACGGGUCCACUUGAAGAAUGGUGCUUGCAAGGUCUCCGAAAAGGAGGAAGAUGGAGCAAUCUUCUUUGCAGCCAGUCUCACUGGCGAGAACCAUACCCUGUGUGGGUCAGUGAUUCAGCAAAACAGGUCACACGUGUCUUACGCCAACGUGAUGGAGUCAGACAUGGAGGCUACGGGCGUGAUCUCCAGAAGCAGCCUUGUGCGAGUGCACUUCUCCUGCAUCUACUCCUACGAGCGGGUGGUCCAGCUGCCCUUCUCCCUUACUGCCAUCGACACGCUGGUGAAGUUCGUGGUCAAAGAGGGGGAGUUCAACGUGACCAUGGCCUUGUACGAGACCUCCGCUUACCUGCAGCCCUACCGGCAGCAGCCCCCGGCCCUCCCCCUGUCGGAGUUCCUCUACAUCCUGCUGCAGCUGGAAGGGCAGAGCCAGGUGCGGUACUUCCUGCUGAGCCUCGAGGACUGUUGGGCCACCCCGUCAGCAGAUCCCAGCCAUGACGUGCAGCACCAGCUCAUCGUGAAGGGGUGUCCCCGUGAUGAGACCGUGAUGUACAUCAAUGAUAUCGGAAACAGCACCAUGGCAAAGUUCAGCUUCCAGAUGUUCCAAUUCAUCAACUACUCGGAGGUGUUUCUGCACUGCCGAGUCCGCCUGUGCCUCCCUGAUGGCCCCGAGCCCUGUGCAAAGCAAUGUCCCAGGAAGACGAAAAGCAAAAGGGCACUUGAGGAGGACUACAAGAAGAUUGUCUCUUAUGGACCCAUCCAUCUCCUCGCCUCUCCCCUUUCUGGAGCACGGAGUGCUGAGUCGGGGACAAAACUGCAGGACCUUUGGGGGCCACACCUGUGGAUUCCUGGUGCCCUGGUAACGCUGAUCAUAGCCGGCCUCUUUGUUCUGGUUGCUAUCGCUAAAGCCAUGAAGAAAUGAGUGAUAUCAAGAGAGCAUAAUUUCUAAAUAAACCUGCCACUUGC
Caretta caretta (loggerhead turtle) is the source of this 1983-nucleotide messenger RNA. Its product is annotated as uromodulin. Lineage: Eukaryota; Metazoa; Chordata; Testudines; Cheloniidae. The record is from RefSeq and is a predicted model, not a curated record.